Molecule: messenger RNA, 2933 nt
Organism: Laetiporus sulphureus 93-53
Lineage: Eukaryota; Fungi; Basidiomycota; Agaricomycetes; Polyporales; Laetiporaceae
Product: BRO1-domain-containing protein
Exons: 16
Coding region: 218-2629 (803 amino acids)
Cellular component (GO): endosome
Molecular function (GO): protein binding
Source: RefSeq, a predicted model, not a curated record
GUCGUCUUUCUUGACUUGGACUUUGCUCAUCUGAGUAGUGUUGAGGUCCACAACUGUUCUGUGUCAUUGUAUUCUACACUCCUCCCAAGGCCGUGCAGGUUCGAAUCAUCUCGGAUCUCUCUCGACUUGCUCCGAGAACAGCGUCGCUCUAUCGGGGUUGGCCGACGCCCGUCACGGUUCUAUUGUAUCUCCCGCUGUGCUUGCGACCACUGUCGUCAUGCCUAACCAGCUAUCUGUGCCGUUUAAGAGGACUCAUGCUGCUGAAUUGCGGCAGGCGGUGAAGGAAUAUCUCCUCAUGAACCGCACAGAAACGCAUCCUGACGCGUUCCGCUGGGAUAUCAAUCGAUGGGAGGCUCUGCGGAAAGAUGGCGUUGGAGGUGUGGUUCACGUCGAUCGCGUAAAGGCUGUCCUUAGCUACCACGCACAGCUUGUAUUCAUACUCACCAAAUUACCGCCGGAUAUUGGUCUAGAGAUAUCCUAUUCGCCGGCAUUUGACCUGUCCGCUCCGCCCAUCAUGAUGUCGAACCUGCAAUAUGAACGAGCCGCUGUGCUGUUCAAUCUCGGCUCUUUGUACUCACAAUUGGCUUCCUCUCAAGAUCGGUCGACGUCGCAAGGACUGAAGCAAGCAAUUGUGUAUUACCAGAAUGCAGCGGGGACGUGGAAAUAUCUAGCGGAAUCUGCGAUUCCUCAGUUCAAAUCAUCGCUUCCUCCAAAUGACUUGCCACUAGAGCUGUCAGAAGCAUUCGCGAUCGGUUUGGAGUUCCUGAUGCUGGGACAAGCACAGGAAUGCGUAUGGCAGCGGGCAGUCAUGGAUAACUACAAGAACGGACUCAUUGCGAAGCUCGCAAUCAAGGUCUCAUCGUUCUACGGCGCAUCACUUUCAACGAUUAGAGAGGCAUCACCGUCGAUUCGACAUGUUUUCCCGCCGCAUUGGCUUGCGCAUAUCGAGACUAAAAAGUUGCACUUCGAGGCUGUGGCACAAUAUAGGAAGAGCGUCGAUGACAUAGAAGCCAAUAGAUAUGGCUAUGAGAUAUCCCGUUUGACCCAAGCACAGCUCGUCGCCAAACGGGGCUAUGACGUUGCCCGGCGGGGCAGUGUCGCGCAGGCUGUCCUGCAUGAUAUCAAGUCCUUGCUGGAUAACGUUCAGAAGAGUUUAGCACGCGCUGAACGCGACAACGACUUGAUCUAUCACCAGGAUGUACCGUCAGCUUCUGCCCUGCCGCCGAUACAAGAAGCCGAGAUGGCGAAGCCCAUCACGCCGCCUGGUCUGACAGAUCCGAAGACCGCUAUCGGCGAAGAUGCUGUGAUCUUCGGCGAACUGUUGGGAUGGGGUGCGAAAGUCGCUAUCGACAUUUACCACGACCGUCUUCAGAACUGGCUGAAAGACGAAGUGACAGAUCGUGCACAGCAGCUGGACGAUAGCGCUCACAGGCUUCUCGAGGCGCUAAAUUUACCCACCGCUCUGGAAGCACUGGAUAAGCCAAUUGGACUUCCUCCAAGCUUGAUCAAGAAGGCGGAGGAAGUGCGGCUGGAGAACGGCCCUGGCGGGAUCGAGACAUCUAUCGAAGGCGUGCGCAAGCUCGCACAGCAGGCAAUGAAUAUCUUGAACGAGGCGUUGGAUGUUCUGGACCACGAGGCGGAGGAAGACGAGGACUUCCAGGUUGAGUACUAUACGGAACGCUCCCCGUCGAGCGAAGCGAACAAAGACCUCAUCACGAAGGCGCAGCGAUAUCGGACUAUCCUGGAACAAGCGGCUGAGAGUGACCAGGUCGUGCGGCAGAAGUGGGACGAGUGGGAGCGAAAUAUCGUUGAGCUGACUUGGGACGAAUCAGAAUUGGAGGCGUCAGUCCCGUCUUCCACCUUCCCUCCCUCGCAGCGAUCCUCCGCGCGGGGAGCGAACCCGACACAGGUGCACGCACGCGCACUUCGCGUUCUCCUUGAAUCACUCGACGACCUCAUACGCACUCGCGCGGAUUACGUCCGGCGUGCGACGCGGCUGGCUGAGUCGGAGGACAUCCGGCCUCGCAUCUUGAAGGCUGCCGCGGAGAUAGAGCGGUGGGUCGAGGUGCAGCCGUCGAUGUUCGAGGACGUGAUCGAGGAGGAGAUGGUGAAGUAUGACAAGUUCCGCGUCGGGGUGCAAGAGACGGAGCAGAAGCAGGGGACGAUAUUGGAGUCGAUCAAGGAAAGGAAUAGUCAACUCUUGCAAUCGCGCAAGGAGGAUCCGUCGGUGAAGGAGCGGGAGCAUGCACUGCAGUCUCUGGAUUUGGCGUACCACAAGUACAAGGAAAUCAGACGGAAUUUGGACGAGGGGCUCAAGUUUUAUAGUGAAUUUUCAAACGUUCUCUCUCAGUUCAGGGAGACCUGCAAAGACUGGGUGAUUAUGCGGCGAAACGAGAUGAAUGACCUAGUACGAGCCGUGGAGUCCCUGUCGAUGCGGCAGGUCCCCUCUGCGCCGGCAACUCCUGUCACGCAGCAAGCUUGCACAACUCCCGCAGAGCCCGAAGAGCCUGCACCGACUCGGCCCCAAGCGAUGGGGCGUGGGGUGCUGGAUCUUCCUCCGCCAGACUCGGAUGAGUGGGAGACUAUGGCAUUGCCGCCGGCCCCGAAAACCCCGAUGCGUAUGCGGUAGGAUAGGUAGCGGUUAGGAUGGGGUGCAUUAGGUGCAAACAUGGAACAUUCACACGCAUGCUAGCGAUGUAACCGUCUACUACAGCCAGAGAAUUUUUUUACGGCCGUACAGUUUGCUGAGAAGAUACGCAGAAAUCGAGGGAAUGUCUCAGCCACCGACGCGCUCGGGACGCGUCGAGCACGGGCUGGUCCACGUGUCCGCCACCGCCUCGAUAUAUUCAUUGAUAAUCACCAUGCUCAUCUCUUCCCGACUGCAUCGCCGUCCACACAGCAUCCUACGUCCCCGACAUAUAACCCUUCCUGAA